This is a messenger RNA of Manis javanica (Malayan pangolin), 1514 nucleotides long. RefSeq names its product pirin (gene PIR). Gene Ontology annotation, molecular function: quercetin 2,3-dioxygenase activity. Lineage: Eukaryota; Metazoa; Chordata; Mammalia; Pholidota; Manidae. Gene Ontology annotation, cellular component: nucleus. Gene Ontology annotation, biological process: monocyte differentiation. The record is from RefSeq and is a predicted model, not a curated record.
CGCGGCCCCCGCCCCGCCGCCGCGCCGCCGGGGGAAUGCCGGGCGCCCGCGCGGGGGUGCCGGCCGGCAGUCGGUGGCGCCCCGCCUCGCGCAGCCCGCCUCAGGCCCUGGGGGAGUCUCCCAGGGAGACGAAGGGCGUGCAGAAAUAGAGCCCUGCAAGGUGGUGGAAGUGGUAGACGGCUUUUCUUUCUGCACAGCACGGCGGCCGGCUCAGCAUCAGAACACACUCAUCUUAGACUUGAACAUGGCAUCCUCCAAGAAGGUCACGCUCUCAGUGCUCAGCCGGGAGCAGUCAGAAGGAGUUGGAGCACGUGUCCGCAGAAGCAUUGGCCGACCUGAGUUAAAAAAUCUGGAUCCGUUUUUACUGUUUGAUGAAUUUAAGGGCGGUAGGCCAGGUGGAUUUCCAGAUCACCCACAUCGAGGUUUUGAAACGGUGUCUUACCUCCUGGAAGGGGGCAGCAUGGCCCAUGAAGACUUCUGUGGACACGUUGGUCAGAUGAACCCAGGAGACCUGCAGUGGAUGACUGCUGGCCGGGGCAUUGUGCACGCCGAGAUGCCUUGCUCAGAAGAGCCAGCCCAUGGCCUCCAGCUGUGGGUUAAUUUGAGGAGCUCAGAGAAGAUGGUGGAGCCUCAGUACCAGGAACUGAAAAGCCAAGAAAUCCCUAAACCCAGUCAGGAUGGAGUGAUAGUGGCUGUUAUUUCUGGAGAGGCCCUAGGAGUAAAGUCCAAGAUUUACACUCGCACACCAACCUUAUAUCUGGACUUCAAAUUGGAUCAAGGAGCAAAGCAUUCCCAGCCUAUUCCUAAAGAGCUGACGUUUGUCAUGGAUGCGGCGUGUCACCAGAUCAUGUUUUUCUACUUUCUCCAGACAUACAUCCACAAAGGUCAGGGGACGGGUUGUAAAAAUUACGACACAGCCUUACAGUGGAAGGCUGGUAUCCCCGAGGAUGAGUCAUUUCUCUAUGUUUCAACAUGGACAGCUAUGCAAACUGAAGCAUCAGGGUGGACAAGCUUCAUUUAUACCAUAUGUGGAAAUGUGCAUAUUGGGCCUGAUGAUGCACAGCAAAAAAUAGAACCUCAUCAUACAGCAGUGCUAGGGGAAGGCGACAGUGUCCAGGUGGAAAACAAGGAUCCUGAGAGAAGCCACUUUGUCCUAAUUGCUGGGGAGCCAUUAAAAGAACCAGCUGUCCAACAUGGUCCCUUUGUGAUGAACACCAAUGAAGAGAUUUCUCAGGCCAUUCUUGAUUUCAGAAAUGCAAAAAAUGGGUUUGAAAGAGCCAAAACCUGGAAAUCAAAGAUUGGAAACUAGUGAAGAGCACAGGAGCAAUUCUCAGUACUUUCUAGAAGUUUGCCAUUCGUGACAUCCAUUUAUUCACUGCAUCCAGUUUCCAAAGCUGACCUAGCCAGUACUCCUAAAGAAUUCCACACUGAAGUGAUAACAUGGUUUUUAUAGCACUGCAUAAGAGGUAUUUCCUGGCACAUGCAAAUAAACCUAAUUGUUACUUCUUUUCAAA